AUGUACAGUACUAAUUCUUCCAGGAAUCCUUGGGGAAAUUCAUUUGAACGAUUCAGUGGCAAUAAUUCUCUUACAUCUAUCGAUGAGCUAAAGAAGUCAAUCAGAGAACAAAAAAUUUUGUUGGCAACAACUGGCCAAGAUUCUGUUGAAGAAUACAGUGAGCACCAAGGCCUCGAUGUUAGCAUCGAAGAAUUGAAGCGACGCAUUAUCUCUUUAAACCAAGAAAUGUACGAUAAGCAACAAAUGGCUGCUUCUGCAGGUCGGUCAACUCUAAGUCCUGCUCAAUGGUGGGAGCGUUACGAGCUUAAUAUGAGACAACUAGAAGAUAUAGCAGACCAAAGACGGGCUCUGUUAAAAGAAAUUGAUUAUCUUGUUGGCACUAACAUGAAAAAUCUAGAGGAAGAAUUGAUUCAGGAAACUGAAAAAUUGAAUACGGCUAAAUCAAAGGCGUCUCAACUAAAAAAAUCCGUAUAUACGCCUUCCUCUAUCAAUUAUGAUCAACCUGGAAUGACAGAAUCAGAGCGUAUUCGUGCAAAGGCACAAGCCAUGGUAGCCGCUCGCCUAGGAAGAAGUAGUAGCUCAAACACUUCAUUGCAACAUGAUAAUGCCGAAAGCGAAAGCGCCAGACAAAGAAUGUAUCAAGUAACUCAAUUUAUAGGCGAGAUCAAGCAGAUUCGGAGGGAAGUAGAGUCAAUUGUCGAAGCAAAUUUAAGUGAAGUAGAUCAAGAUUUGGUUUUAGGUGCUAAGCAAUUAAAAGAUCGCCAGAUGUUUGAACAAGGUCUAUAUAUUGAUGAUGAAUUGGCUCGCUUUAUUGAUACGCUGGAAAGAUCGUUAGUGACCAACUCACAUAAGAGAUCUUAUUUACCAACCCAAAAGAUGCCACUGCUUCCACCGCUUCCAUUAUCAUCUAUACCGCCAUAUUCCCAACCACCUCCUCCAAUACCCACAUCACAGAGACCAGGGACACCUAGAUCCGCUGCAGAUAUUAAAGCUGAAGCUCAUAAGCGUAUUGAACAACGGAAAUUGCUUUUUGUCAAAGAUUCCAGUAAAACACAAUCCACUGUCUCAGCAGAAGAUCCGUGUCGAUUGACAGAGGACAUAUAUGUUAGUGGGGAGGAAAUAGCAGCUCAAGAAAGAAUGAGACAAGCGGAAGCGGAUGCCCGCGCCCGACUAGAUGCUAUGCGCGAAAAAAGGCACAAAUUAAGAAAAGAAGCUGCCGAAGCAGAAGAAAAGAAAAAGAGGGCAGCUGCUGAAGCCACUGCCGCUGCUGAAGCAGAGAUGCUCGCUGAAAAAAAAGUGAAACAGCAAGAAGAGGACGAUCGUAUGGCUAGAACAGAGAAAGCACACGGCAAAUUAGCCGAGCAACAACGUGUACUACGAGAAGCAGAGUUUGAAAGAUUACGAUUAGAGCGCGAAGAGAAAUCGAGAUUAGAAGCAGAAAAACUUAAGAAACGUGAGGAGGAGGAACGGAUUGCUGAAGAAAUACGUCAAAAUGAAGCUCGCAAAGCAGCAGAACAAGCUGCCCAGGAAAAGCGUUUACGCAGAAUGGAAAUUGAACGUCGUGAAAGGGAAAUAGAAGCCGCUAGAUUGGAAGAGUUAAAAAGACGCAAACAAUGGGAGGAAGAAGAAAAUCAGAAAAGGCUUGAAGAGGAAAGAAGAAUUAAAGCAAAAGAAGAGGAGGCAGCUCGAAUUCGUAAACAGUUGGACGAGGAAGAUGAAAGACUCGAGCAGCAAAGAAAGCGCGAAAAAGAAAAGCGUCUUAAAGAAGAAGCCGAAUCUCUGGUACGGGAGGAGGAAGAAAGAAUAUUAAAACAGAAGCAACAGGAGGAGAAAGCAUUGUAUGAGGCUGGAGUAGAAGAUAUAGAGGCCGAAACAUCACAAAUUGAUUCUAUGUAUUAUUCUUCCCCUGCUAGCUCUUUAUUGGCUACUCAAAACAGUACUACAGCGGGUACAAGUGGAUAUGGAAUUGAUGUAGAGGAUGAAGUUAAUUUUACAAUAAUCUAUCGGGUGAAAACUUUAUAUGAAUAUCAAGGGGUACGUGAGGAUGAUUUAUCUUUUUCAGCUAACGAAACACUUAAAGCGCAUCCUUCCAAAGAUAAAGGAAGUGAUUGGUGGUAUGGCACAUCCUUGUCAACAAAUCAAGUUGGAUUUUUCCCUAGAACAUACGUUGAAGUUAUAGAAGAAGCUGACGAGGUUAUUAUUGUCCAGCCUUUCCAAGAUGAAAAUAGUGACUGGUGGUAUGGAACAAGUGAAGACACAGAAGAGAGUGGUUACUUUCCAAAGACGUAUGUGGAAAAGAUUAAUUCUGUAUCCAAAAAUAAUCAAAUAUCACCUUCAGCAACGUCAAUGUCAAUUUCGAUUAGCGGAGGACAAUCAUCACAAAACAACUCUCACUCUGCGGGCGUCUUUUUAACAGUUUCAGAUCAUGAUCUACCUCGUGGAUUGUCAGCGCCCAACACCCCAAUAAUGAAAAAAGUAAAUUUAGGGGUGGAUAAAGCGCAAUUAUCUAAACGUCGUAGAGCAGCUAGUACUGUCAGUUCCACCAAUCAAAACAACAUUGGUUCACCACAGCUAAUAUUUCCACGCUCUGGCAGCGUAUCAGAGAAUUUAGAACUUUUAACUUGGGCUAGUACGAUGGACCCAUUGGAGCUUGAAGCUAUACCACCUGAGGAACGUAAAAGACAAGAAGCUAUAUUCGAACUAAUUGCUACAGAGAAAACUUACCUAAACGAUCUCCAGAUGAUUAUCAAUAUUUUUUAUGCGGAUUCUGGAAAGUAUUUAACCCAAGAUGAACGCGAUGUCGUGUUUUCAAACAUAGAUGAUCUGUUGAUAUGUAAUACAGCACUUUUAAGCGACAUGGAAAAUAGACAAAACGAAAAGGCCAAUGUUGCAGAUAGCUUACAGUGUUAUUCUACUUAUUGCCGAAAUCAGUCGUACGCCACUAAGUUUUUACAGAAAAAAAGAGAAGAUGACCAAUGGUUUGAAGUUUUCUUAAAGACCGCGCAAACUAGAGCAGAAUGUCGUUCUUUAGACCUUUCGCACUUUUUAUUAGAGCCUGUACAGCGUAUCACUAGAUAUCCUCUUCUACUUCGUCAGAUUUUAAAUAAUACACCAAAGAAGCAUCCCGACCAUUCGCUAGUCAGAUCUGCGUUGUCGAUAGCUCAAAAGGUUCUUGAAGACGUAAACGAAGAAACGAGACGGUUCGAAAACAUUCAAAAAAUGUCUGAGCUAUCUAGAAUUUUGGAUUUAGAAGGAACAGUGAAUUUGAACGUUCCAGGCCGAGAAUUUGUUAUGGAUGGAGCUCUAUUUAAAGCCAAAAGUGGUCGUAAAUUACACGGUUUUUUGUUCAACGAUCUUCUAAUCCUUGCAGAACCAUUAAAAAGCCUUAGUCCCAAAGGCUAUCUAUAUAGUCUUUAUAGAGAGCCUAUGCCUAUAGAGUCAGUCAGUGUUCGUCAGCAACAGACAAUGACUUUAAAACCCUCUUUUGGGGGUAACAAUAAUACAGAUGAUCUAUCAUUCCAAAUUGUUUCUGGAAGCCAUGUUAUAGCGGUUAAGACCUCCUCUGCAUCUCAAAAGCGUCAAUGGAUGAACCAAAUUCAACAUUUUAGUGCCCUUCAACAAUAUAGAUAA
Mucor mucedo is the source of this 3630-nucleotide messenger RNA. RefSeq lists its product as uncharacterized. Gene Ontology annotation, biological process: intracellular signal transduction; positive regulation of Rho protein signal transduction. Gene Ontology annotation, molecular function: protein binding; guanyl-nucleotide exchange factor activity. NCBI's taxonomy places the organism in Eukaryota, Fungi, Mucoromycota, Mucoromycetes, Mucorales, Mucoraceae. The transcript has 12 exons. The record is from RefSeq and is a predicted model, not a curated record. The coding region runs from base 1 to 3630 and encodes 1209 amino acids.